Messenger RNA from Alternaria incomplexa, 1242 nucleotides. RefSeq lists its product as uncharacterized. Gene Ontology annotation, biological process: nucleotide-excision repair, DNA damage recognition; nucleotide-excision repair involved in interstrand cross-link repair; UV-damage excision repair. The record is from RefSeq and is a predicted model, not a curated record. The transcript has a single exon. Gene Ontology annotation, molecular function: damaged DNA binding. Bases 1 to 1242 code for a protein of 413 amino acids. NCBI's taxonomy places the organism in Eukaryota, Fungi, Ascomycota, Dothideomycetes, Pleosporales, Pleosporaceae. Gene Ontology annotation, cellular component: nucleotide-excision repair factor 1 complex.
AUGUCCGGACGACCAUCAACGCCGCCACGAGCGACUCGCUCAGCGGGCAAGCUCCCGCCAAAUCCGCCCACUCCAGAGCAAAUCAGGCGCAUGGAAGAGGCUCGUCUGAGGGCAAAGGCGGCUGCACAACAGACACAAGCUUCAAAACCUUCACCAGCGCCGGUCGCAGGUGCGAAGCGCGCAUACUCGUCCAUCACCGCCGCGCAAACUCCAGCCACCCUUCGUAAUGCGGCUGCAGCAUCCCCUCAGAAGCGCGACCAAAAUGGCUUCAUACAACCACCCUCGAACGAUUAUAUUCAGCCGGCGAAGAAGUACGCGAGAUCAGACUUCAUCGACUACGAUUUCAGCAAAAUGACGGACACGAAGGGUGGCUUCCUGAGUACCGUAGACGACCCGCAUAAUAAGGCUAUGCGCAAGGGCCAACAGAAUGAGGAACAGAAGCCAGAGGGCGUGUCAAUGGUAGAGUGGGAGAGGGAGCGCAUAAGACGGAAGCUUCGUGCCAACCGGGCCGGACCUUAUGAGCCAGGUAUCUCUAUCUUGGACACCGUCAAUGGCAAGGAAGAAGAAGACGAGGAAGCCGCUCUGCUCGAGGCUGCUGAAAACGCCGAGAUCGAAAGCGGUACAUUCAAAGGCAAAUACGGCGACGGCAAGCGCGACGUCAAGGGCAAAUGUCGAGAAUGCAACAGUCUGGAGAUCGACUGGAAGUGGCAGGACAUAUUCGGUAUCGGCGUAUGCAGUAUCUGCAGGGAGAAACUCCCAGACAAAUACUCCCUCCUCACGAAAACCGAAGCGCGAGACGACUACCUCCUUACCGACCCCGAACUCAAAGACGAAGAACUUCUACCCCAUCUCGAACGGCCGAACCCACACAAACAAUUCUUCCACCCCAUGCAACUGUUCUUACGACUUCAAGUCGAAGCCUAUGCCUUCAGCCCACAGAAAUGGGGUUCAGCAGAGGCGUUGGAUGAGGAGUAUGCGAAGCGACAGGUCGUGAGCAAGGAAAGGAAGCAAAAGAAGUUUAAGAACAAGCUCGAAGACCUGAAGAAGAGGACGAGGGUAGAAGCAUACAAGCGGGCGCGGUUAGCAGGCGAUAACGGCGAUGCGCAAUUCGGGCAGAAGAUAAAGGGAAGGUAUGAUCGACACGAGCAUGAAUGGGGCAGGAGUGUGCUUGACCCGGAAACGGGGAUGACGAAGAAGAGGUGUGAAGAGUGCGGGAUGGAAGUAGAGGAGCUGGAGUUCUAG